Durusdinium trenchii is the source of this 1225-nucleotide messenger RNA. Lineage: Eukaryota; Dinophyceae; Suessiales; Symbiodiniaceae. The record is from the annotation of a GenBank genome assembly.
AUCCAUGUGUCGAGCGCAGCGCUUGACAUUUGGACGAUCCGUGCGGGUUGGACGACCUUUGUGAAUCAUUCGUGACAUUUGGAUCAAGCUCAAGUUCAGGGUGUUCUGUGAAACAGCGAGAUCAGCUGAGUGCGCCACUGCGCAAUGUCCCCCAAGUCUCGAUGAGACCUCCCCUGUGGCUUGGAGCGUGCACCGUACUUGGAGCCACGCGAGAGGCCUGGGCUGGCUCAUUGCAGGAGCCACGGGUCGUCUUCUCCGCGAACGCCACGCGGAAGGUCUUGGCCGUCCCAGGUCUGCAGGAUGGCUUCCUGAGCCUCGUGGUCCCGCGAUUGGACUUGAAAGAAGGCGAUGUGGUGGAGGUCGCCACGGAGCUGGGGAAGACAAGCUUGCUGGACGUGGCCUGGACAGCGGGGCAAAUCCUUUCGAAGCGUGGCACGGAGAUUGAGUUGAGGCCGCUGGAUGAGCAGCUCAAACCCUUCUGGUUCAGUGGGGUGCUGUUCCGUCGCUUCCCAUGGCGAUAUGUGGCUUUGGACGUCAACGACGCUGUGGAGGUCUGUACGACGCGCGGCUGGGAGCUGGCCCACGUGCAAAGCAUCCAAGCAGCCAAUGACAGCAUCGCUGUGGCCUUUGAAGAUGGUGAGACGUUCCCUUUGGGCCGGCCCUGGGUGCGGCGUCCGGCAGGAAACGUAUUGGGAUCCAUGGACUAUGCGCAGAUUGCGGUCGAUGACAAGGUGAAGGUUGAGACAUCCAGAGGUUGGGAGAUGGCCAAGGUGCUUCACAAGGGCGACUCCACCCUGGAUCUGGAGAUGUGCCCCGAUGGCGAACGAUUCUCUGGGCGCCCCAGGAUCGUCGGCCCCAUCGCAGUGAAGGACCAGACCCUGAAGCUGUGGAAGGAGAACCAUCAAUUGCGGGCACAGGUGGCCGAACUCUCUGCUUUGAAAAGCAUGGUGGAAUCCAUCAGCGUGGCAGCUGGGCCGCAGAUCUUUGCACGACUUCCCUGGCAGGUGCAGAUCUCCAUGUUUUUGGCCCAGCACAAGAUUUCCGGGUACGUUCAAGAAAUGCUGACACCUGGCGGCUGAGAUGCGCACGCCCCACAGGCGGAUCAGGACGUGUGCACGAAGCACAUGGUGAACUGAAGACCUUGGUUCUUGAUGAACCUGAUGUGAUGCUGAGCGAGGAGUUAAAAGAGGGACACGGGAGAGAUGCGCGGUGCAUGUGGAGGCGC